AUGAAGCUCAACGUGAUCCUCUUCGCCUUGGUCUGUCUGGGCCUGCUUGCCCUCGCUCUUGCCCACGAUGGGCAAGACCUGGGCGGCAAGAGGGCCGAUGACAAGCAGAAGGACUGGGACUGGAACGACUGGAAGGGCGACGACAAGGAUGAUCACGACUGCAACGAUGACGGCGAUGAGAAGGAGGAAGGCAAGUGCUUCUGGAAGUGCGUCAAGGUGUGCCCUACUGUGAUUCCAGUCACUGUGUAA
This is a messenger RNA of Acanthamoeba castellanii str. Neff, 249 nucleotides long. RefSeq lists its product as uncharacterized. The coding region runs from base 1 to 249 and encodes 82 amino acids. The record is from RefSeq and is a predicted model, not a curated record. NCBI's taxonomy places the organism in Eukaryota, Discosea, Longamoebia, Acanthamoebidae. The transcript has 2 exons.